Molecule: messenger RNA, 663 nt
Organism: Stegodyphus dumicola
Lineage: Eukaryota; Metazoa; Arthropoda; Arachnida; Araneae; Eresidae
Source: RefSeq, a predicted model, not a curated record
AUGAAAGUAGAUAAGAAGGAAAUGAGUCCAGAGCAAAUAAGAACUAUAGUUUCGGAAACAAUUGAGCAACGUUUCCCGGCUGAGGAAUGGAUACAUGUAUAUACGGAUGGCUCUUUGACCGAUAAGAUCCACUGGGCUGGAGCUGGAGGUUUUAGCAAGCUUUUCAGUUUGUACAUACCUGUAGGGGCUUACUCCAUUUACUUUGAUGGAGAACUGAAAGCCAUUCAUGUAGCUCUCCAACAAUUAUCAUUGAGACAGAGCUCGUUCAGGAGGGCUGUUGUACUGUCUGAUUCGACUUCAGCCAUACAAGCCAUCUCCUUUUACCAAGAGUGCAAGAACAUAUGCAUUCAACAACGUCAGGAAGUCCUAAAAGAACUUUCCCACAAGAUAUCUUUUCAAUGGGUACCUUCACACUGCGGUAUUUAUAGGAAGGAGAUGGCUGAUAUGCUUGCGAAAACGGGGGCUACGGUUCUCCAAAAGCCAAAAACGAGUACAAGCCCCCAUUCUAUUAAGCUUCUAAUAUCGCUAACAUAUCAAAAGACUUUUAGAGAUUUUGCCACUCGGGCUUGUGAGGGCAAGCCUUGGAGUGUUCUCUCAACAAACCCAGCUUUUGUUUCUGACCACCCGCGAACAGCUGCCGUUCCAUCUUUUAGACUGCAAUGA